CACCAAGGCUGUUUAAGACAAGGGGAGAGGAUGCCCAGUGCUCAGCUCUCAUCGCAGCCCAAACUCCUGCUGGAGGAGGACAGGGAGUCCGGUAUUGGCUCCACCCUUGACCUCACGAGCAGCUCAGAGAGCCCCAGCCAACAUACCAAUCACCAUUUUAGCACACCUUCAGUAAAAGACUCAGGCAGACUCCCCAGAAAGAAAGCAGAUAACUCUACUCAGGCAUCAAGAGCGAGUCUACACAUGACCAAGCAGUUCCUUAUCAAUAUAUCCAAGAUCCCUCUCCUCUUCAUCCUUCUCUUCCUCUUCAUUUGCUCAUUGGACACUUUAAGCUCUGCCUUCCAGCUGGCAGGGGGUAAAGUGGCAGGGGACAUUUUCCAGGACAAUGUGGUGCUGUCUAACCCUGUGGCAGGGCUGGUGGUGGGGAUCUUGGUUACUGUGCUGGUCCAAAGCUCAUCAACCUCCACCUCCAUUGCAGUCAGCCUGGUGGCCUCUGGAUUGUUAGAAGUGAAGUCCGCUGUUCCAGUCAUCAUGGGGUCCAAUAUUGGAACUUCUGUCACAAACACCAUAGUAGCCAUGAUGCAAGCUGCUGAGAGAAAUGAGUUUCAACGCGCUUUUGCUGGAGCAACAAUCCAUGAUUGCUUCAACUGGCUGUCCGUCCUUGUAUUGUUGCCUCUGGAAGCAGUGAGCGGUUUAAUAACCCGGCUGUCCCACCUGCUGGUCACAAGCGUAAGGCUCCAACCUGGGGAGGAAGCACCUGAGCUGCUAAAGGUCAUCACAGAGCCAAUCACCAAACUCAUCAUACAGCUGGACAAAUGUGUGAUCACAGAGAUUGCCAUGGGAAAUGAGGGCAUGAGGAACAAGAGCCUGGUGAAAACAUGGUGUCAGAGUGACAUGUUUAUGUCUGAUAACAAUAGGAGCAUUGACAACUGUGGUCUCAGUGAAAACAUGUCAUUGUCAAGCAUCAAGUGCAGACAUUUGUUUGCAUCUACAGAGCUGUCAGAUCUCACAGUGGGCCUCAUUCUCCUGGCAGCAUCCCUGGUUGUCCUCUGCACAUGUUUGCUGCUUCUGGUCAAACUGCUUAACUCUCUUCUUCAAGGCCAAGUAGCAAGGAUCAUUCAUAAAGUUAUCAACACAGACCUGCCCCAUCCAUUUGGGUGGCUGGCAGGAUACGUAGCCAUGUUUGUGGGUGCGGGGGUCACAUUUCUGGUCCAGAGUAGUUCUGUCUUUACUUCAGCCAUGACUCCUCUAGUUGGCAUUGGUGUCAUCAGCCUGGAACGGGCCUAUCCGCUCACGCUUGGCUCCAACAUUGGCACCACUGCAACAGCCCUGUUGGCAGCUCUGGCCAGUCCGGGGAACAAACUAGCAGCUGCCAUCCAGGUUGCGCUGUGUCACCUCUUCUUCAAUGUCUUUGGCAUUCUUCUGUGGUAUCCUCUUCCAUUCAUGCGUCUUCCGAUAAGGAUGGCUCGUAUACUGGGAGAGCGCACCGCCAAGUACCGCUGGUUUGCAGUCUUGUAUCUCCUCCUUUGUUUCUUGCUCCUUCCAUCACUGGUGCUGGGUCUCUCGAUGGCUGGCUGGCGGGUGAUGGCUGGGGUUGGGGGUCCUUUUUUGGGUGUUACCAUCUUCAUUGCCUUGGUAAAUGUGAUGCAGGCUCACAGUCCCCGUCAUCUUCCCACCAAGCUCCAGACUUGGGAUUUUCUGCCCAAAUGGAUGCACUCUCUCAAACCUCUUGACCGCUUGAUCAGUAAAGCAACAGCUUGCUGCAGCUUUACCUGUGAAGAGGUUCAGGAUGAGGAAGAAGAGGAGCCCAUCUCAACAGAGAUACUGUCUGGCAACAUGCAGGAAGAAUCUGCUCAAAGGAAAGAAGAGCUGGCUUAUAACAACCCAGUCCUGGACUGCCUGGAUGAGAGCAGACCAGGUGUGCCAGUUUUUAAAUUAAAAGGGUUAGAGAGAUGCAACAGCACUCCUCUGUAGUGGGACUGAUAACAAAACAUGUUAAAUACUUCACUGUUUCAAUUCUCACACUGAAACCAUUUUCUUAAAAAUCAUGUUCACAGCUAUGAGCUCUGUAUGACAUUUGAGCCAAAUCCAAUUUGUCCCUUGUUUGUUUUGUGUGCCGACAUGAUAUUAUGGUGGAUAUUCUCAGAGGUAGGGUAGCAGUCCAUGGUUUUGUUAAAAAAAAUUUCAAAUCCCAGCCCCUCUUGCUUCGUUCAGAAUAAUACCCCCCCCCCCCCCCCCCGUGUCUUAGCUCUAUCAGAGGCGAUGACCAGGAUUUAGUGACAUCUAGUAGCUAAGUGAAAGACUAUUACCUGCCUGUGAAGGUUAUAUGGACAUAUGGAAAUUCAAAUUUACAUUUUUAAUGAGCACUUUUUUUUGGGACAUCUGUUCAAUGUGGAAGUGGGACAAGCAGGCAAACAGUCUGCUGGUGAACGCCGAGGCAGAUCGUCUACACCCUGAAAGGGCUGCAAAUCUAUUUAUCCAUGGGAAGAUAAUCAAGUGCUCCUAGUUUGAAAACAGAUACUAGACACUAUUUUAAAAGUCUGUAGGCGUAACCCACAUUUGGACAUCUAUCGAUAAUUUAAAUGUCUUUAGCUGCGGUGCUCAGUGGGUGAACCAUUAUGUGAUUACUGGUGAUUGAUGACGGCCCUUUAAGGUUGUAGCGUGUAGCAAUAACAAAGAAGUAUAAGUUAUUAAAUACUGUUUUAUAUCUUAUCUAAUUUGUAGUUGGAUGAAUUUUUAUUAUU
Melanotaenia boesemani (Boeseman's rainbowfish) is the source of this 2744-nucleotide messenger RNA. Its product is annotated as sodium-dependent phosphate transport protein 2A-like. Gene Ontology annotation, molecular function: sodium:phosphate symporter activity. Gene Ontology annotation, biological process: sodium-dependent phosphate transport; intracellular phosphate ion homeostasis. Lineage: Eukaryota; Metazoa; Chordata; Actinopteri; Atheriniformes; Melanotaeniidae. The record is from RefSeq and is a predicted model, not a curated record. The transcript has 12 exons. Gene Ontology annotation, cellular component: vesicle; brush border; apical plasma membrane. The coding region runs from base 31 to 1974 and encodes 647 amino acids.